Messenger RNA from Salmo salar (Atlantic salmon), 1745 nucleotides. Its product is annotated as LIM domain only protein 3. The record is from RefSeq and is a predicted model, not a curated record. Gene Ontology annotation, molecular function: transcription coactivator activity; DNA-binding transcription factor binding. Gene Ontology annotation, cellular component: nucleus. NCBI's taxonomy places the organism in Eukaryota, Metazoa, Chordata, Actinopteri, Salmoniformes, Salmonidae. Gene Ontology annotation, biological process: positive regulation of transcription by RNA polymerase II.
GGUCAAUUUACAGUCUACAAAUGAUUUGUAAUUCUAUUUCGGCCGCCUGACCAUCCUCGUCCUGUGUCUGAAUGUAGUUGAUGAUCUCUGGGGUAUAUAGACUGUAAGGCAGAGCACGGUAGGUUUAUGUUAGGAGAUUAGGGCGCUGCGAAGGGCUAAACAUAUGCCUUUGUCAUCUGCUGUCAUUUUGUUCGCUGCCUGUCACUCGCCAAGCACCCUGCGACUGACUGUGCUGUGUGCUGGCUGGACGAUUUCAUUUCAUAGUCGAGCACUGUUGUGACAAACGCGGUUUUUACAUCACCGUGUGGCUCUGGGCGAUAGCGGACCCGUGCUUCUCUCUCUCUCUCUCUCCUUUUUCUCUCUCCUUUUCUCUCUCUCCGUUCUGUGUUUGUGCGUUGCGGAGGAGGUGGGAUUGUUACAUAUAACAAAAGAUAGCCACCCUCGGUGAGAAAACGGAUCGUGCGCGCAUACAGCUGUCUGAUUGCUCACUUGGCUGUAGAGAGAUAAUCCAUCCAUCCGUUGAAUUAGGAUUCUGGGGUCGGACUGAUCUCUUGUUGCAUGGUGGUUCGGGCUCCAGAAGAGGGUCAACAAAUGCAGAAAGGGGAGAAAAGUUUCGGUAUACAAAUGCUCUCCGUCCAGCCGGACACCAAGCCAAAGGGCUGUGCCGGCUGCAACCGGAAGAUUAAGGACCGCUACCUGCUCAAGGCCCUGGAUAAAUACUGGCACGAGGACUGUCUCAAGUGUGCCUGCUGUGACUGCAGGCUGGGAGAGGUGGGCUCCACGCUCUAUACCAAAGCCAACCUCAUCCUCUGUCGGAGAGAUUACCUACGGUUGUUUGGUGUAACAGGGAACUGUGCGGCCUGCAGUAAGCUGAUCCCAGCCUUUGAGAUGGUGAUGAGAGCUAAAGAGAACGUCUAUCACCUGGACUGCUUCGCCUGCCAGCUCUGCAAUCAGAGGUUUUGUGUGGGAGAUAAGUUCUUCCUGAAGAACAAUAUGAUCCUGUGUCAGACGGACUACGAGGAGGGGCUGAUGAAGGAGGGGUACGCCCCGCAGGUUCGCUGACUCCAGAUGAAGAGCGGGUGGGAGAGAGGGGGGGUGAUGUGAUUGAGGAGAGCAGAGAGAGACUGAAGGAAGGAGGAGGAGAUCCAUCCAAUAAGACUGAAUGAAGGAGGAUGAGAGACAUCCAAUCAGACUGAAGGAAGGAGGAGGAGAUCCAUCCAAUCAGACUGAAUGAAGGAGGAGGAGAGCCAUCCAAUCAGACUGAAGGAAGGAGGAGGAGAGCCAUCCAAUCAGACUGAAGGAAGGAGGAGGAGAGCCAUCCAAUCAGACUGAAGGAAGGAGGAGGAGAGCCAUCCAAUCAGACUGAAGGAAGGAGGAGGAGAGCCAUCCAAUCAGACUGAAGGAAGGAGGAGGAGAGCCAUCCAAUCAGACACCAAAAGCACUACUACUACUCUCUCUCUCUCUCUUCCUCUCCAAAGUCAGAUCCCUAAUGUGUAUAUAACCAACUAACAACCAACUUUCAACCUGGAAGGGACCCUUUCUCCGCUGUACAGAAUAGCCAUAGAGACUAAGGGUUGUCAGAGGAGGAGGCGAGGGAGUCCCCUACAAGGUCACAAUGGACUACAUGUACAAAAGUUGACUUUGUUUGUGUUCUGAAGGAUGCUGCCUCUUCCCAGCAGCCAAACACUGGCUUUACAAUGACACCCCAAUCCACCUUCGCCCCCCCCCCACCUAAAAAAGAGACA